GGCCGCUGCCUUUGAUCUCAGCUUCCCAGAUCCUCCGCCAGCCCCAGUGUUUGCCUAGUGCUGCAGGAGAGAGCUAGAGGGAGGGCUCUCCGGCGUCCCGGGCACCUGGCCAGAGCUUUGCCUAGAUCACUCCUCCCACCAAGAGAGGAUCCUGACUUACCCCUUCCAUUUCAGAAGGAGAAGCUGAGUCUCUGGACUUUGCUUAGAAGGGAGGACACACUCUGGGUGCCUCUUGGGAGCCAGGAUGCAGCUUGGGUAACUAGACUGGCCGGAGGUCAAGGGGCAGGCUUCCCCCUUUUGCAGAGUGCCCUUUGCCCCAGGGGGUGGAACCGAUAGCCGCCCGGCUUGGCCAAUGAACAGGUUUGGAGAAGGGACCAGGGGAGGAGUGGGCGGGGCCGCUUCCCCCUACUUUCCCGCCCCCAGCUUCUCCCUUACAGGCGACGAGGACUCGAGAUCUUCGCUCUGGAGGCGGUUCAGGUCGACUGUCUCCGCCUCUUCCCUGGCACCUGCUGCCAGGCCGAAAAGGACAAAAACAAUCCCAGCCGGCGUCGAGUUUCAGGGAGUCUCCGCCUCUAGGGUGCUUCCUCCUCCCAGGCCCCUUUCCAGGCCCCGCCUCCACCUGCACAACAAAUUUUAGUUUCCUUGGGCCAGAAGCGGGUACACACAGGGCUGCUCACGCUCCCCCACCCCCGACUUGUACCUCCGACGUGGGGACACCCUGCUACCACCUGUAGAGAAGAGGGAGUGGAUUUGCAACCAAGUCCAGGUCCCUAGGGCCCCUGGACUGAGCCGGAUUUCGGACCCUGAGUCCCACGACUCCUGCUGAGGCUUCUCCAGGACCAGGCACAAGGGAGGCUGCAUUCGGACCCCUCUUCUCCCUCAGAUGCCAUGGAGCUGGGCCUGUCUCCACCGCAUCACAGCAGCUCCCCAGAAGACCUGUACCCAGCCCCGGGGACCCCGCCGGGGACUCCCCCGCCGCCCGAUGCCCCCCUUCCUGGGGAGGUGAAGAGGUCCCAGCCUUUGUCCAUCCCGACCAGCAGGAAACUCCGAGAGGAGGAGCUGCGGACAACCUCUCUGCCCUCCAUCCCCAACCCUUUCCCUGAGUUGUGUAGUCCUCCUUCACAAACGCCCAUUACUGGGGGACUCUCCAGUGCAAGGGGGCUGCUCCCUCGAGACACCAGCUGCCCCCAUGUAGUAAAAGUGUACAGCGAAGACGGGGCCUGCCGGUCCGUGGAGGUGGCGGCGGGCGCCACCGCACGCUACGUGUGUGAAAUGCUGGUGCAGCGAGCUCACGCCCUCAGUGAUGAGAACUGGGGGCUGGUGGAGUGCCACCCCCAUCUAGCACUGGAGCGGGUCUUGGAGGACCAUGAGUCAGUAGUGGAAGUACAAGCUGCAUGGCCGAUCGGCGCCGACAGCCGCUUUGUCUUCCGGAAGAACUUCGCCAAGUACGAACUGUUCAAGAGCUCCCCACACUCCCUGUUCCCAGAGAAGAUGGUCUCCAGCUGUCUGGAUGCACCGACGGGCUUAUCGCACGAAGACCUCAUCCAGAACUUCCUGAAUGCGGGCAGCUUCCCCGAGAUCCAGGGCUUCCUGCAGCUGCGGGGCUCGGGACGGAAGCUUUGGAAGCGCUUCUUCUGCUUCCUGCGCCGGUCUGGCCUCUAUUACUCCACCAAGGGCACCUCCAAGGACCCGAGGCACCUGCAGUACUUAGCAGAUGUAAACGAGUCCAAUGCGUAUGUGGUGACUCAGGGCCGCAAGCUGUACGGGAUGCCCACCGACUUCGGCUUCUGUAUCAAGCCCAACAAGCUUCGCAAUGGCCACAAGGGGCUGAGCAUCUUCUGCAGUGAGGACGAGCAGAGCCGCACCUGCUGGUUAUCCGCCUUCCGCCUCUUCAAGUAUGGGGUGCAGCUGUAUAAGAAUUACCAGCAGGCACAGUCUCGCCACCUGCGCCCGUCCUGUGUGGGGUCCCCACCCUUGAGGAGUGUCUCGGACAACACCCUGGUGGCGAUGGACUUUUCUGGCCACACGGGGCGCAUCAUCGAGAACCCCCAGGAGGCUCUGAGUGUCGCCCUGGAGGAGGCCCAUGCCUGGCGGAAGAAGACGAACCACCGUUUCAGCCUGCCCACCCCGAGCUCCAGCACCAGCCUCAGUGCAGCCAUCCACCGAACCCAACCCUGGUUCCAUGGACGGAUUUCCCGUGAGGACAGCCAGCGGCUCAUCUCCCAGCAAGGCCUGGUAGACGGACUGUUCCUGGUGCGGGACAGCCAGCGGAACCCGCAGGGCUUUGUCCUGUCUCUGUGCCAUCUGCAGAAAGUCAAGCAUUAUCUUAUCCUGCCGAGCGAGGAGGAGGGCCGCCUCUACUUCAGCAUGGACGAGGGCCAGACGCGCUUCACCGACCUGCUGCAGCUCGUGGAGUUCCACCAGCUGAACCGCGGCAUCCUGCCCUGCCUGCUGCGCCACUGCUGCACCCGCGUGGCCCUCUGACCGGGCGGCGGCAGGCCCGUGUCUCAGCCCCGGGCUCCUAGGGUGGACUCGGAGGGUCAGGGGGCAGGGACAGGAUCGAGAACGAGUGGAAGGCUCCCCCCAAUCCAGUUUUCUCCUCUGCUCCUUUGCUUCACUGAGGCAGUAAGUGGCCCCCCUCCCCCUCCCCCCAGUUCACCCUUAAUCCCUCUUCUCAAGGGAAGGCACUUGGGGUGGCCCUCUCCCCUUCAGGGAGCUCCUUUCUGGGCACUACUCUGGGGCAAGGCAUUAUGGGAGAAAUGGGGGUAGCCCAGGUGGUCUGAUGCCCCACACGUUGUACAGACUGAGGCCAGUUGAUCUGUUUUAUACUCCUUACAAUAAAGGUUAUUUUUGGAUA
Myotis daubentonii (Daubenton's bat) is the source of this 2857-nucleotide messenger RNA. RefSeq names its product growth factor receptor bound protein 7 (gene GRB7). Gene Ontology annotation, biological process: signal transduction. Lineage: Eukaryota; Metazoa; Chordata; Mammalia; Chiroptera; Vespertilionidae. The record is from RefSeq and is a predicted model, not a curated record.